GCCCUCUAGGCCUUGCUUUAGUCAAAAAAUGACACAUGAGGGUGUCGUCCGGUGAAAAUUAUAAUUUAAAAAUUAUUAAAAUUAAAUAAAACUAUUGCAUAAAUGAUAUGAGUUUAUAGAGCGUCGUACUAAUAACAGUGUUAUAUAUUAUUACGGAAAGCAAACAUUGAAAAUGGCCAUUUACUAUAGGAAAUUGAUGGACACAUUUUGGAGUGAAUACAUUUGGUUACCCCCAAACACAACGUGGGCUGAUAUAGACCCCGAUGUUGAUACAGCAGGAGUGCAACAUGCAGAUUAUAGACAUUUAUUUUAUCCUUUACCGAUGGCCUUAGUUAUGUUGUUAUUAAGAUAUUUAUUUGAAAAGUUUUGGUUUGCCCCUGUGGCUCUAUCCUUAGGAAUCAAAAAUACCAGACCAAAGCAUGCACCAGAAAAUCAAGUUCUAGAAAAGGCAUACACUCUAUCAAAAAGAUGGAAACAUAAACAGAUUCAGGGCUUGGCCAAACAGUUAGAUAUGUCAGAGAGACAAGUUGAAAGGUGGCUGAGGUUGAGAAAAGGCCAGAACAAACCUUCAACACUCAUCAAGUUUUGUGAGAAUUCAUGGAGAUGUUUAUACUAUGUGUUCAGCUUUAUAUAUGGCAUCACAAUACUAUGGAACAAACCAUGGUUGUGGAACAUCAAUGAAUGUUGGACCGGCUUUCCUCAUCAGUCAGUCACCGAGGACGUCUGGUGGUACUACAUGAUAUCGAUGUCGUUCUACUGGUCGCUGUGCGUCAGCCAGUUCUUCGACGUGAAGCGCAAAGACUUCUGGCAGAUGUUCAUCCACCACAUAGCCACUAUCGUGCUGAUGUGCCUAUCGUGGGUCGUGAACGUGUUCCGCGUAGGUACUUUGGUGCUGCUCGUGCACGAUUGCGCCGACAUUUUUUUGGAGGCAGCUAAAAUGGCCAAAUAUUCUGGAUAUCAAAAAGUCUGUGAUGUGAUUUUCGCUGUCUUCACUGUGCUGUGGAUAACUACUAGAUUAAUUAUUUUCCCGUUCUGGAUCAUCAGAAAUACGUGGAUCGAAGCGCCUACCUUGGUGCCCAUGUUCCCGGCCUACUAUAUUUUCAACAGCCUGCUCGUCCUCCUACUUGUCCUGCACUGUUUCUGGACGUACCUCAUCCUGAGAAUCGUCCACAAUUCGUUGAACGCCGGCCAAAUGGACGGCGACAUACGGUCUAGCAGCGACGACUACAGCGAAGACUCCAAGUCACAGUAAAGCAACUUCUCCAAAGAUAGGUUAUAAGGAUCCGGAAUACGUUUUUGUUCUUGUUAUUUCACCGAUUACAAUUUGAUUUUUUGUUUCAACAUUUGAUGUCAACUUUUCUGAACAUUUUUUUCUUUCACACAGUUUGAGCGUUUCGAAUGAUUGUCCACCAGAUCACGCUGGUGAGACGUGCAUUCAAGGUUGGUAGAACUGACAGGAAUACUUUAUCUUUUUGUUUCAGUUGGUUUCUUCCUACGUUUUCUUCUCUGUUAAUGUUAAAAUUGCGAGUAAGUUCCACAUUGUGAAAUGAAAAUUCAAGAUUGAUUAAGUCCAACCAUAACCAGAGCUCUUCCAUUUGGCCACAUCAUUAUUUCAGAUAGUUUUAAAAAAAUAUGCCUGUCAUCAGGGCUACGCAGCAAAGUUUCGGGAUUUUGUAGUUUUGGGUUUUCUUAAAUGAGAAAUUCGAAUUUGUAACUCAUUUCAUGAUUGCUCAUAUAGAAGGCGAUUAUGAGGACACUCUGUUACUUCGUUAAGUAAUAUCACAUCUUUGUCCAUUAAAUCAUGAUUUAAAUAAGUCAAGAUUCUGAAACCUUGUUCAAUUUUUCACAAAAAAUUAACUCGUCUUGCUCCAACGGUUUUUGUGUUAUUCGCUCUUGAAGAGGUUUGUGUUCACAUUUAAAAUUUUUAUUAUUUCAAAUUAUAAAGUUAACGAAAUAACAGUGGAAAAAAGGCAGUAAACGCCAAAGACAAACAGAAUUUCAAAGUAAAUGUUUGACCAAAGGUAUGGAGAAAUUUAAAAUAAAUGUUUUCCUUGAACUGGAACAGUUCUAUAUGGCGUAUUGGGCAGAAUCUUCAUAUUUUGGUGUUUACUUGCUGUAGUUCAGAGAUUGCCCAUUUUCAAUUAAUUACCAUGUAUAUCAUCCCUCCUACUGCAAUGUGCAGUAUGACAAUAAACAAAAACAGCGGACAUACAACAAACUCAUCAAGAUCUAGGAUGAAACAGUGAAACACUAACAAUAUGCCAAACAUAAUCAACGUUGAAAUGGCUGAUGGAGAAGUCAGCUUUGAUGAAAUCUACGAGUAUAAAUAUACAGUCUAGCAAGACUCUAAAACAGAUAUAAAUAAUUCGAUAAAAAAUAUGCAGUUCCGACGUUAAUAUACAGUGUGUCCCACUUACCAU
Phaedon cochleariae (mustard beetle) is the source of this 2420-nucleotide messenger RNA. NCBI's taxonomy places the organism in Eukaryota, Metazoa, Arthropoda, Insecta, Coleoptera, Chrysomelidae. The record is from the annotation of a GenBank genome assembly.